Messenger RNA from Salvia miltiorrhiza (redroot sage), 1704 nucleotides. Its product is annotated as ycf3-interacting protein 1, chloroplastic. The record is from RefSeq and is a predicted model, not a curated record. Gene Ontology annotation, cellular component: chloroplast thylakoid membrane. Lineage: Eukaryota; Viridiplantae; Streptophyta; Magnoliopsida; Lamiales; Lamiaceae. The coding region runs from base 1 to 804 and encodes 267 amino acids. Gene Ontology annotation, biological process: response to photooxidative stress; photosystem I assembly. The transcript is spliced from 5 exons.
AUGAUUGUGAAUACCACUGCGACGAUGAACAUAGUAUCCGCCUCCGGCGUCUUACAGUCGGCGCCGCUGGUGGUCUCGUCAUUGCUAUACCACCACCCGCGCCCCUUCCCACUCUGGACUACCAAAAUAGGAAAUGGCCGUAGUAUCUCAGGUGCAGCGGUGUUGGUUAAAACUAACAGGCAAGACUCCGACUCCGCCUCCACCUCCACCUCCGCCUCCGCCUCCACUGCCGCCGCCCAACAACAACAGCAAACCGAUGACGUAGAUCCCCAGGAUCUUCAAUAUGUUUCCCAAAUUAAGACAGUUUUGGAGCUUCUCAAGAAAAACAGAGACAUGCUCUUCAAUGAGGUGAAAUUGACUGUUCUAAUUGAAGACCCCAGAGACGUUGAGCGCAGGCGUCUUCUUGGCAUUGAUGAUGAGAACGCGCCUACGCGUGACGAUCUUGCCGAUGCUUUAGUACAAGUGAAUGAAGGAAAAAUCCCUGAAAAUCGUCUUGCUUUGCAAAUGUUAGCUGAGGAAAUGCUUCAGUGGCCAAAUUUAGAGGUCGAAGUGCAAAAGAAGAAAAAGCCUGGCAAAUCCUUGUAUGCAAAAUUUACCGACACAGGUAUCAAUCCACUAGAGGCUGCCAAGAGGCUGAACAUGGAUUGGGAUUCAGCUGCUGAGAUUGAUGAUGCUGAGAUUGAUGAUGUGGAAGUGCCCUCUGCUGUGGUUAGUUUUUUGCUCCUCUAUAUACUGAAAAGUCAGUUUUUACCCAUCAAGCUUGAUACUAUAAAACGUUAUCCAAUUUCUCCACCACUAAAGUAACAUGAAAUUAAGGGUGGACGCCAAAAUAUGACUAGUGUUCUAUGCCAAUGGAUGUAAAUUGAUGUCAACCAAACUGAAUCAGCACUGUGCUUUGGCGCCUAAAAUAUAACUAUUCAGCCAGCAGAGUGAACACCAAAUAGCUAUAACUAUCGUUUCAUUACUUUUAUAUUAUAUAAAGAUUUAUGAGUAUUUCAGUUAGAUACAUGUCUGAAAUGUUAAACAUGUAAUGCAAAAAUUUUCUGGAAAUUGUGUAUUCCGGAAAAUUCUUGAGUUGUGAUGAAAGAAAAAGGAGUACAUGUGUAGGGUCUCAAUGAAAUUGAAGAAAGCAUUAUGGAAAGUUUAUAUUUGUAGAUCCUUUCUACGUCAAUUUUGAUUAUGCUUUUUAGUUUUUAAUAUUCUUUUAUUAUAGUCAGUUUGUUGGAUGAAGUGAUUAAGAGAGGGGAAAGAAUGUAAAUGGUUAGGUAGUAUGGUCGAGAUUGCAGUUAAUGCAAAAAGGCCAUUGUAAUUUUAAUUGAUUUAUUAGUUUUAGCUCUACAAGUCUCUACAAAUGUCAUUAGCAAUAUAAACAUUUUAAAUAAUUAUUGAUUAAUGUUUAACGUGUGAAAUUACUCAAAAUUUUCAUGUAGAUGACUGCUGCUCCCAGUUUUAAAUAAUAAGGGAAACUUGUGUUGUUUUGUCCUACUCUAAAUAAACUAAUUACCAACUUGUUAUUGCAGGGAUAUGGAGCUCUUUACUUGAUCACGGCAUUUCCAGUCAUUAUUGGUAUUUCUGUUGUGCUGAUUCUGUUUUAUAACUCUCUUCAGUAAAUACUAGUGAUUAUGCAUUUCAAAAUGUUACCUGAUCUGUAUAUUAUAGUUUUUUAUACUGGCUGAUUAAUGAAAAUAUAGAUAUUCAGUUUAA